Saccostrea echinata is the source of this 2774-nucleotide messenger RNA. RefSeq names its product putative beta-lactamase-like 1. The coding region runs from base 154 to 1749 and encodes 531 amino acids. NCBI's taxonomy places the organism in Eukaryota, Metazoa, Mollusca, Bivalvia, Ostreida, Ostreidae. The transcript is spliced from 5 exons. The record is from RefSeq and is a predicted model, not a curated record.
GAUUUCGUAAUCCCGGCUGUCAAACUUAAUGGCUCUCUCACCUGUUGUCAAGUUUUGCAGAUAUGCAUCAUCAUAGAAUAUAUUAAAACAUAAGUAUAUAUUUACAAUUCAAGCAAGCAGUGUGAGGAAAACACCUCAGCAAUAUCUCCAGUCAUGGCGGCUCUACGAUUUUUCCUUAUAUUUGCUUUUUUUUGGAAUUGUCAAAGCCAGCAAUUACUUCAGAUGUAUUUAAAAACAACUCUUGAAAAUGCAUACAGAGCGUGUCGAACCGGGAUGAAUCCUGGAUUAGCUGUGGCUGUGGUGAAGGAUGGACAAGUUCAGUUUACUCAUGCACUUGGGGUCAAGGAUAAAGCUUAUCCUAUGACCUUAGGUAAUAGAGUGACUACCAAUACAAAAUUUGGAAUUGGAUCUCUUUCUCAAGUUUUCGCAAAUGUUUUAACGCUAACUGUUAUGAAUUCAACAGAAAGAUUACGGAAAAAAGGUAUCGAUACAACGCUAAGAAACUAUUUCCAACAUAAAGGACUCUUCAAGCACUCUUAUCUGCGUUCUCGAUACGCCACAUUGUUAGAUCUAAUGGCGCACAGAAUGGGAUUCGAGAACCACAAAUAUCUUCGUUUGAACCUCACAAUGACCAGGGACAAGAUCAUGAUGAGAGUGCAUCAUAUGAACCCAAAAGGUCGGUUUCGUGACAGUUUUUAUUACAAUGACUUAAUGUAUGGAAUCAUUGCUAAAAUAUCUGAAGAUAUUGAUAUUCUUGGCUCAACAUGGGAGGAAAUGGUCAAGAAAUAUGUGCUUAAUCCACUUGGAAUACCAUCAACCACUUUCUUUACUAAUCUCAACCCACUGAUGGAUGAUGUGGCCCGGGGCUAUGUUGAGGAUGAAGGACGUCUGUAUCCCGUUCCGUACGAGUUUCUAAAGGCAUGGACUCGUUUCUGUGGGGAUUCUUGUGUUCUGAGUAGCGCUAAUGAUAUGGCAAGAUUCAUGAUCUUUCUACUCGGCAAUGGUACUAUCCCAGGCUCAUCUGUGUCACUCAUCGAUGAAGAAAAUUUUAAAUAUAUGUUCAAGCCAUGGAAUAGAAUACAGUCACCAAGUGUUGAGGAUUAUUUUUCAAAAGCAGAAGGUGUUCCAGUGUCGCGUACUCAUUCAGGGGUCGGUCUUGGAUUGAAGACUGGAAUGUACAGAGGUUGGAAAAUAGUGGAACAAGCAGGGGACCUUUUUGGCUACAGCACAAUUAUGACAUUAUUUCCAGAAACAAACUUAGGAAUUUUCAUAGCCAUGUCAGGUGAAGAUAAAUAUGACUUUUUCAGAACCACCCUCGCUUCCUAUAUUGCUGAUCUGUAUCACAAGGAGACCCCUUGGCUAAAUUCUACCCUUCUAUGUUCUUUUCCAAGUCCAUGGAAAGUUCCACCUUCACCAAAAGCGCCACUAAAUAUGACUGAAGUGCCGCUCAAACGGCCUAUCACUGAUUACAUUGGUACUUAUACUAACGAUCUCUACGGUGCAUUAGAAGUUAGAGAAGUGUUUGGAAGACUUGAACUUAACUAUGGUCUCGGUCAAUUUGACUUAAAGCGAAAAGAUUCCACAAAGCCGAGGUUUUACAUGAUUCCAAAGGGACUUGGUAAACAUGUCAUUGAUAUAGGCUCAAUGAAAUUUAGAGAACAAAGAGGAACAAAUCUAAUUGAAAGUGCCAAUAUCAACAUGUUUGAAGAUGCUGAUUUUAUGAAAGUUGGCGUCCCUGCUCCACCAUAAAUAAAUUUGUUGUGUAGUGAACAAUGUGCAUGUCGUAAAUAAGAAAACCCAUUUAGCUAAUUUUCGAAGGAAAUAAGUAAUAGUUUUUGUUGUUGUUGUUUUUUUGGAUUUCUAAAUUUGUCGAUGUAUUUCUUUGAUUUUUGCAUAUUUUAUUCAUUUCAUCUUACAUAAUGUCUUGACAUGAACGAUUUAUAUUUAUCUAUAAAAAUGGUAAAAUAGUGAAGCUUAUUAAGGAAAUCACUGAACAAUCCUUGUACAUGUAUUAAUGAAUACAUGUGAAUAAAACCGUAGCUUUUGUCAAGUUUAGCAAUGUACUUCCAAGCAAAUUAACAGAAGUUAUGAAGGGGCCUUAUCUUAAAAUGCGAAAUAAAUGCCUCAUUCUUCAGAGAAUCAGGCUGAACCCUUUAACCAUCAGUGGCGCAUUUGGACGCAUUUUCACCAUCACAGAUAUUUAACUGUUAACGUUUUGUAAAUAAUUGGAAUACAACAAAACAAAUUAUAUAUUCUGAAACUACAGAAGAAACAAAACAUUUUUUCUACUUAAAUUUUUUCUGGAUUUGUUAAGAAAUUGUCAUAAACUUGAAGUGAAUAUUGCAAAUCCUUGCAAGAAGUUGAUAAAAUUAUGCUUAACUGACUGAAUUUGGGCUAUCUUCUGUUGGCCUUAUCUUAAUUAAGUACAAAACACAAUAAAACAAAAAAUGCCAUAUUCUGAAAGCUAGGAAUUUUCACUACAUUUAUUUCUAAUUUUAGUAUAUUUUACAUGUAUAAUUAUGUAUUACAGUAUGCUAUAUGAAAAUUCUUGAAAACACGUGAAUGUGUGCUGCAAAUAGAUUGGUUGAAAUUUAAAUGGCUAUAACAUCUUCAUUUUCAACAAAAGAUGAUGAAAUUUAGAAAACAUAAAUAGGUAUAAUGGGCUCCUACAUCAUACUGCUAUCAAAAUUGAAUGCUGUAUGCUGAAUUCUGAUUGGUUAGUACUUUAUAGGUUGUUUCUCUUACUAUUCAUUAAAUAAUUUGAAAUUUUAAAA